CAUUUUUCUAUAGUAUUUUUGAAAUGUCGCUCUUUACAUAAAUAAGUCAAUUUUUGUUCCGGAUUUGGUUUUUCUACCUUUUCUUGUUUCGCUAUUUGCCAGUAUGGAGGUGGCGAACUCUACUGGGAAGGAUAUAACUUGGGAGUAUCUUUUUAAAGACUUAGCAGAUCCCAGAACAUCAGAAUGGUUCCUAAUGAGCAAUCCAAUACCAGUAGCAGUAAUUCUAUUUUCUUACCUUUACUUUGUAUUAAAAUGCGGCCCUGAAUACAUGAAAAACAAAAAACCAUACAGUUUAAACCGAAUUUUAAUGUUUUAUAAUUUAAUACAAGUCGCUUGGAAUUUAUGGAUAUUUAAUGAGGCCGUAAUUAUGUGGUCAAAUUUCAACUGGAACUGCCAAAAUGUUGAUUGGUCAUAUUCAGCUGUAGCAAUGAGGCAAAGAAUUGCUUGCUAUAGCUACUUUAUAAAUAAGAUCUCAGACUUGCUGGACACAGUAUUCUUUGUUCUCAGGAAAAAGGAUAGACAAAUUAGUUUUCUUCAUGUAUUUCAUCAUACUUUAAUGCCUAUGACUUCAUGGAUGAUGGUAAAAUACUUCCCAGGCGGCCAUGUCACGUUUAUAGGUCUUUUAAAUACGUUCGUCCAUAUUCUUUUAUAUGGAUAUUACUUCUUGGCAGCUUUCGGACCAAGUGUACAAAAAUACCUAUGGUGGAAAAAGUACAUUACAAAACUGCAAUUGCUUCAGUUUUGUUUGGUAUUCAUCCACAACUCCCAGUUGCUAUUCUUCGACUGCGGAUUCCCUAGAUGGACCCUAGUAUUAACUCUGCCAAAUGCCAUCUUUUUCUAUUACUUAUUUAAUGAGUUUUAUAAGGAUAGUUAUGAAAAACCAAAGGUGGCCAAUAAUAAAUCAAAGAAGGAAAGUGUAAAAAGUAAAUAAAUAAAUUUUAUCUGUUUUUCUUUUUAUUUUGUAAUAUCUGCCGGAAUAAAUUUAUGUUUUAUAAUA
Molecule: messenger RNA, 997 nt
Organism: Anthonomus grandis grandis
Lineage: Eukaryota; Metazoa; Arthropoda; Insecta; Coleoptera; Curculionidae
Gene: sit
Product: elongation of very long chain fatty acids protein AAEL008004
Exons: 6
Coding region: 104-931 (275 amino acids)
Biological process (GO): fatty acid elongation, monounsaturated fatty acid; fatty acid elongation, polyunsaturated fatty acid; fatty acid elongation, saturated fatty acid
Cellular component (GO): endoplasmic reticulum membrane
Molecular function (GO): fatty acid elongase activity
Source: RefSeq, a predicted model, not a curated record